Zingiber officinale is the source of this 2430-nucleotide messenger RNA. Its product is annotated as protein NETWORKED 4B-like. Gene Ontology annotation, cellular component: vacuolar membrane. The record is from RefSeq and is a predicted model, not a curated record. The coding region runs from base 597 to 2300 and encodes 567 amino acids. Lineage: Eukaryota; Viridiplantae; Streptophyta; Magnoliopsida; Zingiberales; Zingiberaceae. The transcript has 4 exons. Gene Ontology annotation, molecular function: actin binding.
GAUUCAUGCACUGUUCGAUGAACGCCACCUUCGCUUGCGUUUCGAUAAGAGAGAGAAUGGGGCGGCGAAUGCGCUCGCUCCUGCGUCGUUCUUUCGAUCCCCUUCUCGGCCUUGCUAUUGACGAUCCGCCUACGGUAGUCUUGCCGGAGACGGUUGCGAGAGCAGUUUGUCGUUGGGGGAAGCACCGAUCUUAGUGUUCUUUCCUACUUAAAAUCUCGUGAUUUGGGGGAUAUAAUCACGAUACUUUAUCCUUUUGGAAGAUCGGUAAGGUAUUUAUUUGUUUUUUUCUGCCAAUCUGAGAUUUUUGGAAUUCUCUGGAUACUUCUAAUUGGAACAAGACGGUCGUCUUUGUAUUAAAGUGAGAGAUUAUAGGAAUGGAUGAAUUAUAUGAUUUGGUUGCGGAUAAAGCUGGAUUGGCUUUCCGAACAUAUUGGACCAAAUGACGCUACGAGUUCUUUAUGAGACCAAAGGUGGGGUUUUUGAUAAAGGAUAAUUGAUGGAGGGAAGCCUGGCCGAUUUCAUUCGACGAAAAGAGAUGUUCUACUAGCCAGAUUGCUGAAACAAUUUGAAUACAUGCAAUGACCAGUUGUUAAAAGAUGAAGCGAAUGCUAUCCAAGAAAUCUCACUCAUUGUGGUGGGACAGACAUAUUAGCCGGAAAAACUCCAAAUGGCUUGAAGAAAAUCUUGAAAAGAUGGACCGAAGUGUCACAGAGAUGCUAAAGUUGACAGAAGGGGGUGGAGAUUCAUUUGCAAAGAAAGCUGAGAUGUAUUAUGAGAAGCGCCCCGAGUUGAUUUCCCAUGUUGAGGAGUUCCACCGCAUGUAUCGUGCUCUGGCUGAGCGUUAUGACCAAGUAACCAGUGAGCUCCGCAAGAGCAUUGAAUCAGAAUUGAAAUCUCAAGGCUCAUGGAACGGAUUUAAUUUCCUUUCAAAUCCACCUUCUCCUUUAUCUGAACCAAUUGAAGAGCUCCGUCCUGAGUUAAACAUUUCUCCCGAGUCAAAGCUGCAACAGCCCGACCUCAUUCCCAGGGCUGCCGGGUUCGAUUUCUUCCUUCCAUCUAGCAGUAGUCCUGAUCUUUCUAGGAAGGACAUUUAUGAUUCAUUUUCAUACUCAGAAUCUGAGCCCGAGCUCGAAGAGAUCAAUGAGGAAAGUGAAGAUGACACUCCCUUGGAGAUGAGGGAGAAACUUCAAAUUCAUGAAUACAAAAGCCAUCGCGAGGACGACUGCAGCCUUAAAAUUGCAGCUUUGGAGUUGGAUCUAUCUGCUGCAGAUGAAAAACUUCACUCCGUGGAAACCGAUAUCUGGGAUCUCAAGGAUAAACUCAAGAGCACCAAUGCUUCUUUAUGCACUAAGAUCAUAGAGUUCAAUUUGGAAAAGGAGAAGGUUUCCUGCUUAGAGGAAAAUCUUAUAGAGCUGCAAGAAGAAAUAUUCAGCCUUACCCAUGAAACUGUAAUUCUAAAGGGUGCAGCAAUAUCUACUGCUAGGCAGUUCCACAGCGAGUUACUGAAUCAUGAAUCCAUUGUCGAAGAUUACAAAAACAAACUAAGUCUUGCUGAAGAAAAGUUUAUCCGUGAGAAGUCAAGCCUUGAAGCUUCGAUUGCAGACUUGGAAGGUGCCAACAAGGGACUAAAAGCUGAGGUAAAAAAGGCGUCACAGGAAAAAUUGCUACUCAAAGCCCGUAUUUCUGAACUGGAGCAUAGAAUCCACGAUCUGGAAAUCUCAAACAGCUACUCUGUUGACAAAAUGCUGCAGGAGAAGUCAGAACUCGAAGCUGAAAUUUUUACUCUCUCCCAGUCCAAUUCAUUCCUUGAAGCUGAGGUCACCUCGCUGGAUAACGAAAUGAGGGAGCUUGUAGCUGACAAAAUUUCCCAACACAGUGAGAAACAAAAGCUCGUCGCUGCACUAAACGGGAGUCUUGACGCUCUAAAACUUAAAGUGGAUAUGCUGACAACCGAGAAAGAAGAACUUUCUUCCAAGGCGGACUCCCUUGUCGACGACAUCAGUUCCCGCAACGACAAGCUACUGCAAAUGAAGCAGCAAAUGCAUCACUUGCACUUGGAACGUGCAGAGCUGUUCAUGGAGAUCGAAGAAAGCAAUCAAGCUAGUUCAGAUUUGAAGUCAAGAGUACAAGAACUUGAGGAGGAGGUAGAGAGGCAGAAGGUGGCAAUUUCGGAUGGGGAGGAAGCAAAAAAGGAGGCAAUAAGGCAGCUUUGCGUCUCACUAGAGCAUUACCGCGAUGGCUAUCAUCAACUCAGGCAUUUGCUGCAGGAGAAUCGGCGAUCCGCCAUGGCGGCAAGGUGAUGAACUUGGUCAAGAUUCUUCUUCUUCUUCUUCUUCUUGUAAAACCUUGGUACUUCCAAAUUUUUGGAUGAGGUGGUAUUGUAUAGAAGCCGUCACGCAAUAAAUAGAUGCACAAAAGGGUUUUGAUAAA